CAAGCAGCCAGCAAAUCGGUUGUCAGGUGGGGGGGCUACUGUGUCUUUAAAGGGGUGUUGGUCGAUAGAGAGGUAGCACAUAGGUUUAAUUCAGUCGCAAAGGAAGCUAGCAUUGUUGACCUCUGGGAAACCGGCGUCCGUCCGUGCAACCGGCAGCCAUGGGAGAAGAGGAGACUCGUCAGAAAUUGCUUCGCAGUGUAAAGAAAGAGGUGAAACAGAUCAUGGAGGAGGCGGUGACGAGAAAAUUUGUCCAUGCUGACAGCAGCCACAUUGGUUCCUUCUGCGCGGUGGUGGAGGCCUGCGUGCUGCACGGGCUAAAACGGCGUAUCGCGGGUAUGCUGUGCAGCAACAAAGUGGCGGCGCUCUUCAUGAAAGUGGCCAAAAGCUACGCCCCUGCAGAAGAGCUGUGCCACAAAGUCCAAGAGCUGGAGCACCUCAUAGAAAACAGCAAACGAAACAAUUCUUCACAGAGCAACGAGCGCAGUCGGCAGUCAAAGUUGAGCAACCUUUCACCUCUGGCCCUCAAACACAUAUGGAUCAGAACCGCAUUGUUGGAAAAGCUCCUGGACAAAAUCAUCCUGUAUUUAGUAGAGAACUCUAGUACUUUUUACGAGAAAGAAGCCAUGAUCAUGGAUCCUGUGGAUGGACAAAUUCUUGCAUCACUAUUGGUGGGUCCCUGUGCUUUGGAGUACACUCAAGUCAAGACCUCUGACCAUUUCUGGACGGACCCAUCAGCUGACGAACUUGUACAGAGACAUCGUAUUCACAGCGGUCACAGUCGACAGGACUCUCCCUCCAGGAGGCCUGCCCUGAUCCAAAAGAGACAAUCCAGUGGGAGCAUGGACGAUCGCCCUCUGGUGUGGGCGAGGGAAUAUGUGGAGUCAUUGCACCAAAAUUCCAGAGCAACGUUGCUGUUUGGCAAGAACACUGUGCUGGUGCAGCCUAGGGACGACAUGGAGGCCAUACCGGGUUACCUCUCCCUGCAUCAGACAGGAGAGCUGAUGACACUCAAAUGGACGCCCAAUCAGCUAAUGAAUGGCAACGCAGGGGAGCUGGAUUCUGAGAAGAGUGUCUACUGGGAUUACGCCAUGACGAUUCACUUGGAGGAGAUAGUGUAUCUCCACUGUCAUCAGCAAGUGAACAGUGGUGGAACCCUGGUGUUGGUGAACCAGGAUGGCAUCCAGAGGCCCCCCUUGCAUUUCCCCAAAGGAGGCCACCUGCUCCAGUUUCUCACUUGCCUGGAGACGGGCCUUCUUCCUCACGGACAACUGGAGCCACCGCUUUGGAACCAGAGAGGAAAGGGAAAGGUUUUCCCCAAAUUGCGCAGGAGAAGCCCACAUAGCUCCUGUGACUCAGUGUCUGAUAAAGAGGAUGAUGAAUCCACAGAUUACGUGUUUCGAAUCCUCUUUCCUGGAAACCAAAUGGAGUUCAUGCCUUUGGAGCUGGUGGACCAGGGUAUGAACAUGUGGGAACAGACACCCAGGAAUUCCUCAGAAUCCUCCUGCUCACAGACUGGAUCGUCUGAUAGCUCUCUGCCAAGUGGCUGCAUUCAGGAAAGGGCUCCUCUGAAGCUCCUCUGUGACACCAUGAGGUACCAGAUCAUCUCCCGUGCAUUUUACGGAUGGCUGGCAUAUUGCCGUCACUUGUCCACAGUUCGCACCCACCUUUCUGCUCUGGUCAACACCACCAUAGUCGUCCCUGAUGUGCCCUCUAAUGCAAGGGGAGGUCUCUCUGCUGAUGUUUGGGCCAAGUUUCUUCAGGACAGCUCUGCCUAUGAGGAGCUUGAGAUACACAGACUGGUGUAUUUUGGAGGUGUGGCACCUUCACUUCGCAAAGAAAUCUGGCCUUUUCUCCUUGGACACUACCAGUUCACAAUGAGUGAGAAAUGCAGGCUGGAGAUUGACGAGCAGAUGCGCCUCAUGUAUGAGCAUACCAUGAAGGAGUGGCAAGGUUGUGAAGCAAUGAUGCGACAGAGGGAGCAGGAGAAACAUGCGGAAGCCCUCGCCAGAUGUUUGUCGAGCACUCGCACUGAGGGUGGGCAGGUGUCGGAGCAAGAAUCCACUAUUAGCACAGAUUCAUCACUAUGCAGUAGUUCGGAUCCGCAGAGUACUCAGUCGCAGAACGACUGCAACAGCAGUGCGCCGGUGUUUACAUCCGUUGAUGCUGUGGAUCCCAUUGAGACCAGACCCAAUGGAUAUCAGAUAGAGCACAAAAGUCCAAUAAAGGAUGUCCCAGCUGAUUCCUUUGAGUCCAGCAAUCUAUCCUGCCAAGAUGUUUUUAAACCACUCCAAACUUGUGACAGUUACCUUCUUUUAACCGAGCCACCCAUUGCAUCGGCAAUCUUACAGCAGUCAGUCACCGCAGCCGAUGUCGUAAGCGAGGAAUCUACAGCUGAGGGGCUUCCAAAGACCGUCGAGGUCCUUGAGCAGGCACCUAAGGACAGACUCUUUGAAAGUGACAGCAUGGAGAGUAAUGAAGUUCUUGGAAUAAUUUCAGAAGCUGUGGACAAACCUGACAACAUUAAUAGACAAGCUCCAAUGGACAACACAAACAUUAUUAGGCUGGAGAAAGAGAUUCAGAAUCAGUAUUUUCAAGCGCCACCACUUGGACAGACUUUAAAAGCACAGAAUGUAGAGGAACAAGAAACGGAUGAGUCAGAAAAAGACAAUCUUUUAACAAUCGGCUCUGAAAAGGCAGAGAUACUUGACAACCUGCGCUCGCAAUUAUUGGCUGGCUGUCUCUUAGAGGUAGAAAAUGCUGAGUCUGUACACACAGGUGCCAGAAAUGUAUCAGACAUCUCAAACUCACCAGUCAGGCAAGUACUAGAUGUUUUUCAGUCGGCAUCCCGCGGGAGCCUUUCCCUGUCAUCCCAUAUAAGACAGUCCCCGGACUCGGAUGACUCUCCCUCAGCUCUAGAAAUGGAGGAGAUUCCUUCCGGGGUGGCCUGCUUGAACUUCGAGGAACAGAAUACCAGGCCCUUGACGGUACUCGCGAUCCCGCCCGCGUGUCUGGCUCGGAGACCCAACGCGGCAUCUGCGGAACUCGUCCCGGAUCCCCCGCCUGACACUGCGUGUAACACCAGCCCCGAGGACACUGAAGCUGGGCUGUCUGAAGAUGAGCCUGAUGCAGAAAAUGGGUUCGCGGCACCGAAAACUACGGAGGCAGAGGCAGAGUUCCAUCGGAAAGAUUGCUCAGCUCAACAACUGUAUUCUCAAGAAACCAUGGACAUGUAUCUCAUCAACUUGCAUCGCAUUGACAAAGAUGUCAGACGAUGUGACCGUACAUAUUGGUACUUCACGCCCGAAAACCUGGACAAGCUGAGGAAUAUCAUGUGCAGUUAUGUGUGGCAACACUUGGACACGGGUUACGUCCAGGGCAUGUGCGACAUACUGGCGCCUUUACUGGUUAUUCUGGACAAUGAGGUGAUGGCGUUUAGCUGCUUCACUGAGCUGAUGAAAAGGAUGAACCAGAACUUCCCUCACGGGGGUGCAAUGGACUCUCACUUUGCCAGCAUGUGCUCACUCAUCCAGAUCCUGGAUUCCGAGCUGUUUGAGUUGAUGCAGCAGAAUGGCGACUACACUCACUUCUACUUCUGCUACCGAUGGUUCCUUCUGGACUUUAAAAGAGAAAUGGUGUAUGAUGACGUGUUCUCUGUAUGGGAGACUAUCUGGGCUGCGGCGUGCACCACCUCAGAGCAUUUUGUGCUUUUCAUCGCACUCGCAUUGGUGGAAAUGUACAGGGAUAUCAUCCUGGAGAACAACAUGGACUUCACUGACAUCAUCAAGUUUUUCAAUGAAAUGGCUGAGCGACACGACAUCGCUCGGGUCCUUGCUAUGGCUCGAGAAUUGGUCCACAAAGUUCAGACACUCAUAGAAAACAAGUGAUCCUGUGCACUACUGUUCAUUAGCCAUUUCAUUUUAACGUACAAUCCCAAUACAAAAAAAGUGUACAAUGCAGUAAGGUGGUUGAAAGUGAUUGUCAGCCUUAGUUUCUCUGAGAAACAGUACAGGCCAGUAAUUAGAUAUUAAGUGUUAUUGUUCACAUAGUGAAUGUACCCUUAUUGAAAAUGCUUCAGGUUGUGUGUUAUUUUUUUUUUCCCCCCCUUGGAUGUUGUCAUUUUUCUGGGAUAAUAACAGAGUCGGGUAGUAACACAUGCCUUUUACUCAGUUACAUUUACUUGAGUAACUUUUUGAGAAAAAUGUACCUCUAAGAGUAGUUUUACUAAGCCAUACUUUUUACUUUUGAGUAGAUUUGUGAAGAAACGCUACAUUUACUCCGCUACGUUGGGCUACACGCGUCGUUAUAUUUUUCCUAUUUAUUCUACAAUUAUUUUUUUGCCAGAGAUACUACCAGUGGCUCUACCAGUUUCACCAAUGAGACAUCGAUAGAAUAAUCACAUGACUCUGUUAUACCAAUCAGACUCAAGCUAUGAUCACGCCAGCCAGUUCAAUCACGUAGCGUCUUAAAAUCAAAUCAAAUUUAUCGAAGAUAGCGUCUUUACGUGUGCACAUGUUGGUCGGUAAUUGAAGUGGAAAUUUGUGUUCACCUACCUCGCCAAAAAACAUUAUUCGCGCACUAACUUGUUACCCGAGUGCCCAGACUUGUGUAUCAUUAGCCCUAGUCCUUAUUUGCCCCUCUUGUGCCAGUGGGUCAUUCUUGUUUGAGAAGCACUAAGAAGUUAUGUUUACCUUGUCAAGUUUUCAUCCCAUGUUCUCGCUUCCGAAGAUCUUUUGUUGCCAGUUGUUUUUUUUGUUUGUGUUAACUUGGAAGCUGGCCUGUGACUGUCACAUGUCCAGGAAAAUAAACUGUAAAUUGAAACCUGCCACACACCUUUGUCUCGUGCAUUUGAGUCCAGCAGUGUCUGCAACUCUGUUGCUAUUUGAAACCCUAAAGUUUAAAGACAAGAGUGUACAAAUUUUAUAAAAACCAAAUCAUCAACAGGGGUUUUAUUAUCUAACUAGAAACUGCAAUUUCGGGAGAAAUUACUUCUGGUGUUUGCCAUGUGGAGAUACAGAUCUUAGCCCCAGCCUAGGUUGGUUUGGGGACAAUAUCAGGUCACUUCCUGUCUAUUUGGGGACAUUUAAGGGGCCUGGGAUAAUGAUAUCAGGUCAUUUGGGAACAUUUGGGAGGCGUAGCCUAUUCAUAUCAGGUCAUUUGGGAACAGUUAGGGGGUGUGGCCUGAUCAUAUCAGAUCAUUUGGGAACAUUUAGGGGGCGUCGCCUGAUCAUAUAAGGUCAUUUGGGGGCGUGUCCUAUUGAUAUCUGGUUAUUUCCUGUUUAUUUGGGGACAUUGUUUUUUUUUUUUCCAUUGAAAAUGAAUGGGAAAAAAUUUGGACGUUCAUAGCCGUCAUCGGCAUCCAUGUACAUUGGCAUCAAUAGAAUGGACAAACAUGCCCGUCAAUGGCAUUAAAAAGAGGAAAUGCCAUUGGAAAUGAAUGGAAAAUUUGGACGUCCAUGUCCGUCAAUGGCAGCACCCUCUAUAAGCGUCAAUGGAAGCGGGGAAGUUUGGGGGACACGUUCUAUUGAUAUCUGGUCAUUUUCUGUUGAUAUGGGGAAAUUUUGUUUUUUU
Molecule: messenger RNA, 5568 nt
Organism: Corythoichthys intestinalis (scribbled pipefish)
Lineage: Eukaryota; Metazoa; Chordata; Actinopteri; Syngnathiformes; Syngnathidae
Product: small G protein signaling modulator 1-like
Exons: 25
Coding region: 159-3884 (1241 amino acids)
Biological process (GO): activation of GTPase activity
Molecular function (GO): GTPase activator activity
Source: RefSeq, a predicted model, not a curated record